AGCCGGCUCGGUGACAUAACUCAGCAGUGUGGAGGUAAACAUGGCGGCUGUCGGACCCCUAGCAAGAGUCGCCAGGCUGGGCUCCGGCAUCUGCAGGAACCACCGUUUAACACUGAACAGAAGCUCACAGAGACGAGGGAUAGCUUCAUGCAUCGACCCUGCUCAUGGACUCGCAGAGGAACAGAAGGAGUUCCAGAAAGUGGCCUUUGACUUUGCGGCCAAUGAAAUGGCUCCGCACAUGGCAGAGUGGGACCAAAAGGAAAUCUUUCCAGUAGAGACAAUGCGGAAAGCGGCCCAGUUGGGGUUUGGAGGGAUCUAUGUUCAGCCAGAUGUUGGAGGAUCGGGUCUUUCUCGGCUGGACACAUCGGUCAUCUUCGAGGCUUUAUCCACAGGAUGUGUCAGCACCACAGCCUACAUCAGUAUCCACAACAUGUGUGCCUGGAUGAUCGACACCUUUGGCAAUAAUGAGCAGAGGGAGAAGUUCUGUCCUGACCUCUGUUCGAUGGAAAAGUUUGCUUCCUAUUGUCUCACUGAACCGGGCAGCGGCAGUGAUGCGGCUUCACUUCUGACCUCUGCACAGCGGACGGGUGACCACUACAUCUUGAAUGGCUCUAAGGCCUUCAUCAGUGGAGGAGGAGACACUGACGUCUACGUUGUGAUGUGCAGAACAGGGGGCAAAGGGCCUAAAGGCAUUUCCUGUUUGGUGGUGGAGAAGGGAGCCCCAGGCCUCAGUUUUGGCAAAAAAGAAAAGAAGGUGGGCUGGAACUCUCAGCCGACCAGGGCGGUGAUAUUUGAGGACUGUGCGGUUCCAGUGGCCAACCGGCUUGGUGCGGAGGGGCAAGGCUUCAGCAUCGCCAUGAAAGGCCUGAACGGGGGCAGGAUUAACAUCGCUUCCUGUUCUCUCGGGGCGGCACAUGCCUGCGUACAGCUAGCGAGGGAUCACCUGUUGGUACGCAAACAGUUUGGAGAGACACUUUCCAACAACCAGUUUCUCCAGUUCAAACUGGCAGAAAUGGCCACCAAGUUGGUUGCGUCUCGCCUUCUGGUGCGUGAGGCUGCGACAGCGCUGCAGGAGAACCGGCCCGAUGCUGUUUCCCUCUGCUCCAUGGCCAAGCUCUUUGCAACAGAUGAGUGCUUUAAUAUCUGCAACCAGGCUCUUCAGAUGCACGGUGGGUACGGUUACCUCAAAGACUACGCAGUGCAGCAGUUUGUCCGUGACAUCCGAGUACAUCAGAUCCUAGAGGGAACAAACGAGGUGAUGAGGAUGAUCAUUUCCCGAAACCUACUGACAGAGUCUUGAUAAAACUCCUCGCCUGGAUCUUGAAGUGACUUCAGUAGUGACCAUAUUAUUAUGGUCUUCAUCUCUGGUUUGGUACUGUGUGACUGGUUUCCCGAAUUGCUCUCUGCAUCGUAGUUUUUCCAAAGUUGGCAAAACUCAUCGGAGAAUUUGGGGUAAAAACAGCAUAGGUUUUAUUCGAAUAUAAUAUUGGUAGAUUAAUGGUUCACAGAGGAUGAAUCCAAAUGACUUUACAUGCAGCGCCACCUACAGGUCAAAAUUUCUACAUGGCUGACACUUCUUUUAAAAGUAAUGAUUGAAUUUCCAGCUAUACUUUAAGAUGAACACUAAUAUAGCAUGUAGAAAUGAUUUAAAAAAUUAGCAUUUUACACCAGCAUGCUCGCAUUAGCACACAGUUCAAGGUACAACUCAAGUAGACAAAGCAUAUUUUAUUCAAGUGCAGAAUGCAGCCGGUGAACAUUGUCAACGUCUGACAGUGUUAAGCUGAGCCCGAGAAGUGAGUCAGAGAUGUCAUUUCACGGCCACUGAACAUGAGGGAGAAAAACUCUUGAUUUUAGUAACAGCAUUAGCAUUUACUCUGGCACCAACUCCAGCAGUGGUCAUUUUGGUAUUAUCUUAUUUUGUUUUCCAUCCAAAAAAUGUGUUUCCUGUUGAGCUGCUAGUGUGAAUAUAGAGGUUUAGUCUUGAUAUUCUAUUACAUAUAUUCAGAAGUUUCACUCAAUUUGUGGAGUGAAAACAGAAGUUGUGAUUAUUUUUUUCCAAUUGUUAAACAAUUUUACACCAACUUAAGUGCUAAUAAAAUUAUAUGGUUUUAUAUUACA
Xiphias gladius (swordfish) is the source of this 2118-nucleotide messenger RNA. RefSeq names its product acyl-CoA dehydrogenase family, member 8 (gene acad8). The coding region runs from base 41 to 1300 and encodes 419 amino acids. Lineage: Eukaryota; Metazoa; Chordata; Actinopteri; Istiophoriformes; Xiphiidae. Gene Ontology annotation, molecular function: acyl-CoA dehydrogenase activity; flavin adenine dinucleotide binding. Gene Ontology annotation, biological process: lipid metabolic process. The transcript is spliced from 11 exons. The record is from RefSeq and is a predicted model, not a curated record.